AAAAAUGGCGGAAGCAGAGAAGGUUGCCUCUGGCCGGUCUGCGGUUAACGCGGUUUCUGGGGUAAACGACAAUUGCCAGGACAACGUCGCGAGAGAGAACCUCGAACCAGGCGUGUACCUGUACAUUGCGGUAUCCAUUCUGAAGAAUGCUUUCGUCGGGGUACCAGUGGUCCUGGAGAAGCCACAGCAUGCCAGGACAGGCAGGAAAGAGUUUACUGUCAGCCUGGCUAUGUGGAAAGAUGCUUGUCUCCUCGCCAUGUACAAAAUGGCGACGUCACCCCGCAGGAGCUCACUGCGGGGGACAUACAGAUCAGGGCAUUGGACAGUAUCCUUGAAGUCAAGGACGUUCAUGACACGGUCAAGGGUCUUAUAGAAGAUGGGCUGAGAAAUAUGAUAUUCGACUUGCCCGGGACACCCGUGUCAACAAGAGCAAGACAGCUGAAGAAAUUCCGAACACUAGAUGGAGGAGUGGUUAUCACCAUCAGUUGCGCGAAUUUCAACGGGACUGUAGGGAAAAUGCUCGUGGUCUGGGAUGGACAGGAGAAUCCUCUUCCCUUCAUACUAAAUAAGACUGAGCUGGACUUCGAAUGGUCGAAGAGAGGAGAGAAACUCAGCAACACCGAGUUCGACAAGAUAAUUGACCUUAUCGAAAGACUGCUUCAAGGGAUUCCAAAUUCUGAGAUGCAGCCAUUACCAGUGUCUAUGAGCAGGAAAGAGGACAUCAGAGACAAGCUGCUUCCUGUGCAGAACCAGGAAGAUGAAAACUCUGAUGACUCGGACCCAAACUCGGAUCCUGCAGACGAGAGUAGUGGAAACUACGCGUUUCUGGAAAUGCAAAGGGAGUUGGAUGGGGCCCCGGUAGAAUGGAGACAACAAGAAGAGGGCCUUCAGAUGAUCAAGUGGUUCAGGGAAGCAGAGCAUGCAGGCUUCCUCCCAGAAGAAGUCCAAGCAGCGCUGUUACAUUGUGGGAAUGCCAACCCUGUUGACUGGUUAAAGGCGAACUGGCGGGAGCUUGUGGCCAGCACUGCGGCACAGGCAACAGAGGAAGGGAAGAAACUGAGGGCGAACAUCGUUGGGGUCAUCACUACACAAGAAGCAGCAGAAGCUCUGAGGAAGCAAGAAGGAGACAUCGCCAAAUCCAUCAAAGAGUGCAUCGACAGCAGGCGGAAAAAGUUCGUCCAGAUGAUGCAGGACCAUGACUUUGAGCAGGACCAGGUACUGACCGCCCUACAGGAGAACGGCGGUGACAAAGAGAAGGCCAUCCUGGCUAUACAACGGGAAAAACUCCGUCCAUUCGAGGAGCACAUUUGGCGAGCAGAUGAAAAUCCCCAGCGCGUGGAGUUAAAGGAUGGUGACCAUGAGAGGAACGUACGGAUGGUGUUGUGCCAGUUCAGCCUCCCAAGCUGGGAAUGUGCGGAGACGGCAGUGGAGCUGAUCGCGAGUGAAGAGUACGACUUUGGUGACAGCAUUGCAGUGGUUAGAAUAUGCGACGAUCUGGAGACGUGUAAGGGAUACCUAAAAUACAAGUCUUCUCACUGUGCACGCUUCCCGUGGAGUGACCUAUCGUCAGCACGGCUGUCCAGAAUAUUACUGUCCAAGUUCCUCUGCAAUGCUGGGGACCCUCAGUUCGCCAGGGAGAGCAUAUACAGAAAAGUGAUGUGUAUGCUUCUUCACGCCCUCCGAGACUGCACCAACAAGUCCAACUGUCCUGUUCGCCGAGUCCUCACUGAAGCAUAUGCCGACUUCGUCAUCACCAGUGGCCAAAACGAGCAGCAGGCCAUACCACCGACUGUACUUGAGGGUCUUUGCCAGCGCGUUGAGACCACACUGGGACAACCCCUGAUCAACUUCAGCUUACCUCAGUUGCUGUCAGAUGAGGAGAAAAUCACACGGCACCAGGCGGAGAUGCUACUGACGAUCAUCGAGUUCACUCCUACCGGGUACACGGAGGCAUUGGAGGCGAUUCGAGGCGCCGGGGUCACCGCAGAUCUGCGUGAAGUGUUGCACGUGCACGGACUGAACUACCCUUCCAACGACUAA
This is a messenger RNA of Branchiostoma belcheri (Belcher's lancelet), 2040 nucleotides long. RefSeq lists its product as uncharacterized. The record is from RefSeq and is a predicted model, not a curated record. The transcript is spliced from 15 exons. Gene Ontology annotation, molecular function: ubiquitin protein ligase activity; K63-linked polyubiquitin modification-dependent protein binding; linear polyubiquitin binding. Bases 391 to 2040 code for a protein of 549 amino acids. Gene Ontology annotation, cellular component: LUBAC complex. Lineage: Eukaryota; Metazoa; Chordata; Leptocardii; Amphioxiformes; Branchiostomatidae. Gene Ontology annotation, biological process: protein linear polyubiquitination.